Messenger RNA from Sporothrix brasiliensis 5110, 555 nucleotides. RefSeq lists its product as uncharacterized. NCBI's taxonomy places the organism in Eukaryota, Fungi, Ascomycota, Sordariomycetes, Ophiostomatales, Ophiostomataceae. The transcript has a single exon. The record is from RefSeq and is a predicted model, not a curated record. The coding region runs from base 1 to 555 and encodes 184 amino acids.
AUGUCGAACCCUACCGAGAACGUGGGCGCCGUGUUCGCCAACAACGCCUGGGCUGACCAGGUCGCCGUUGACAAGAUCGCUCUGAGCAAUGUGACGCCCAUCAGCUCUUCCGACGGCGGCGAUACGCUGUCUGACGCAUUUGCAGAGUACGAGACCAGUGUCGACGACGGUGACGAAGAGGAUGCCGUCGCUGGGGAUGCUGGCAAAGUUGAAGGUGACGAUGAAAACGACGAGAUUGCAGACGACGGAAUUGACAAUCACGCAGUCCGUCCCAGGCUCACGGCAAAUGAGCUUCUCGCUCUCAAAGCGCCCAUCCUCGCGCGCCUGGCCACAAUGAUCCGGAACGCCGAAAAGGCCGAGAUCCUCCAUCGCAACGACAAAGUUGAGAAGCAGCGCAUCCUCGAGGAGCUCUACAAGACAGUCGACGUCGAUCGCGACGGCGUGGAGGAUGCCGCGUGGGAUCUCGAUGGCAGCAGCUUCCGCCACGAACAGAGCCUUCAGCGUCUGCUGGAGCUCAAGGCACAUCUACGGGAGGUGCAGAACAUGGUUGUGUAG